Messenger RNA from Porites evermanni, 1351 nucleotides. NCBI's taxonomy places the organism in Eukaryota, Metazoa, Cnidaria, Anthozoa, Scleractinia, Poritidae. The record is from the annotation of a GenBank genome assembly.
AUGCCUCAAAAUUGCGCUGUUACAUACUGUACUAAGAAAGUGUAUGAGGAAAAUGGCGUGAAAAUCUCUUUUCAUAUUAAGUUUCCAGACGACGAAGGUGUGUUCAGGCAAUGGAUUGUUGCAAUACGAAGAGAUAUAGGGUAAAUUUUCAAGCGACACAAAACUAGCGAGUUUGCUCUCGCCACUUUAAGCCAGCAGAUUACAUCCGUUUGCUUACAGGUCGCAAGAAAACAUUAAAAUCUGCUGUCCCAUCCGUAUUUCCUUGGACGAAAGGUUCGCCGGCAAAAAGAAGACCGCCAAAGCAUAGAAGUUCGAUCAAGGAAAAAAGCCCGAAGAAAACUUCCGAAACGACAACGAUAAGCGACAGCAGCAAUUCCACGUGUGUGUCAAUUACUCCUGUAGAUCCCCUGGAAAAUCAGGAGUCUCCCGAUCUUGAGAAUUUCGACAAUUCUUCUGCUGAAGAGCUGCUGGACGACCGCGAAGAAAAGCUUCGUAAUUUGGAAUCUGAAAAGGCUAAGCUAGAAGGAAAAAUCAAACAACUCACGAUGGAAAUAGAACGGCUAUCUGCUAAGAACAAUUCGUUGCAAGCAAAGGUAUUUAGCAUAGACAGAUUUAUCACGUCAGACAAAGAUUUGUCGUUCUAUACCGGAUUUCCCAAUGCUAGCGUUUUGGAAAGUAUUCUUCGGUACUUAAAUCCUGGGAAAGGAGUUGUGAACAUAAACUAUUGGCAUUCAUCCACAGAUGAUACGAAAAAUGUGAAUCAGGAAGGUGACAAGGAUGCCCCUAAACAAGGAGGGCCAAGGCAACUGAGCCCAAGGGAGGAACUUUUUUUAACUCUGUGCCGUCUAAUACAGGGCUUUAAAGAGGAGCAUUUGAGUCAUUUGUAUGGUAUUUCUCAAGCAACUGUCAGUCGAAUUGUAAUUUCUUGGAUUAUUUUUUUGUUUCUAAAGUUCAGCACCAUUCUUAUAUGGCCCUCUAUAAGGAAAAAGUUGAAGAGCACAUGCCUGCUGACUUUAAGGAGAAAUACCCUUCUCCCAGGGUCAUAACUGACUGUACUGAAAUCCGCUGCCAAAUUCCCAAGAGUCUUCUUUUUAACAGUGAGCUUUUUAGCUCAUACAAAAAUCACACUACUCUGAAGGUUCUGGUUGGCAUCUCACCUGGGGGUGCCAUAACAUUCAUCAGUCAACUAUACACAGGCCAUAUUUCAAAUAGAGAAAUUGUUAUGCCUUCAGGAUUUCUAACUUUACCUUUUGCAAGAGGAGACUCCGUAAUGGCAGAUAAAGGGUUUACUGUGCAGGAUCUUCUUCCCCUUGGUGUCUGCCUUAACAUCCCUCCUUUCCUUGGAAGCAAA